AAUACAUGUUAGACCAACCCCUUCUCUUUUCUUCCCUUUCGGUUGGUUCAUUUACUGCUAAAACCCCUCCGUAGAAACUCACUACCACUGCCACCACACACCAUAGAUCUCAAACUUAGGGCUUUCAACCUUCUCUAACCUCCGAUUUCUAGAGAGAGAAAAUAUAGGAUUUCUAGAGAGAUAAGAUGAAGAUUCAGUGCAACGUUUGCGAGGCAGCGGAGGCCAACGUUCUGUGCUGUGCCGACGAGGCGGCUCUGUGUUGGGCAUGCGAUGAGAAAGUUCAUGCCGCCAACAAGCUCGCGAGCAAGCACCAGAGAGUUCCUCUAUCUGGCUCUUCCUCACACAUGCCUAAAUGUGAUAUUUGUCAGGAAACAGUUGGCUAUUUCUUUUGUCUGGAGGAUCGAGCUUUACUCUGCAGGAAAUGUGAUGUCGCCAUACACACAGCAAACACCUAUGUUUCUGCUCACCGGAGGUUUCUGCUUACUGGAGUGAAAGUAGGGCUUGAAUCAACUGAACCUGUUAUAUCCUCUUUGGGGAAGUCACACACUGGUGAAAAAAUCUUAGAAAAAGAAUCCCGUUCUCUAUCUAAAAGAGGUAGCACAAUGUCAUUGGAUGGUCAAUACAACAGAGUAUUACCCAUACAAGCUGGUGGAGCUGGGGAUUUUGCACCAUCGAAGCUGCCAUUUGCCGGAGAUUCUUCAGGUGGAAGUAUUCAAUCGUGGCAGUUAGAUGAAUUUCUUGGGAUAACAGAAUUUAAUAAGAAUUAUAGCUACAUUGAUAAUGAAUCAUCCAAGGCUGAUACCGGUAAGCUUGGAGACUCUGACAGCUCCACAAUUUUAAUAGCUGCUGGGGAAGAACUGGAUGGUGAUGAAUACCUGGGUCUGGUGCCAGAAGCAUCCUGGAAUGUACCACAGCUCCCAUCCCCACCUACAGACUCGGGGCUUUUCUGGCCAAAAAUUUAUAACAGUUCAUCUGACACUGCAAUCUUUGUGCCUGACAUAUGCCCCUCGCCCAUGCAGAAUCCUCACUGUCAUCAACCCGAUGGCACCAACUUGGAACGGCAAAAGCGAAGGCAAAGGCAAUUUCUAAUCAAUUCUCCCUAAGCUCCUUUCUCUACUGGGCACCUUAUAGAUGGUGUUUGCUAGUUACAGUCUUCGUGGUAUUUCUUAGCAUCAGCGUCCAAGUCGUUUGAGCUAUUUCUUAUGUUGUACUGUUUCAUCUAUCGGUAAUUCUCUCUCAUACCAUUGAUAAUUUAAGGUUGUGUGAAUUAGCACAAGUAUAUCAGUUUGUAGUUGAGUUGCUUAUAAGUUGGAUAUGGAUUAGUGUUAGAUAGAGAAGAGCAUAGAUAAAAAUAUUCACGGACAAAUUUGUUUUCUAUGUGUAAAGACAAACCAAAGUUCAUAAAUAUAUUAAGUUAGAAUAUCUUUAACCGA
This is a messenger RNA of Cornus florida, 1433 nucleotides long. RefSeq names its product B-box zinc finger protein 22-like. The record is from RefSeq and is a predicted model, not a curated record. Gene Ontology annotation, biological process: photomorphogenesis; regulation of DNA-templated transcription. Gene Ontology annotation, molecular function: zinc ion binding. Lineage: Eukaryota; Viridiplantae; Streptophyta; Magnoliopsida; Cornales; Cornaceae. The transcript is spliced from 3 exons. Bases 186 to 1103 code for a protein of 305 amino acids. Gene Ontology annotation, cellular component: nucleus.